Anolis carolinensis (green anole) is the source of this 2781-nucleotide messenger RNA. RefSeq names its product biotinidase (gene btd). Gene Ontology annotation, molecular function: hydrolase activity, acting on carbon-nitrogen (but not peptide) bonds, in linear amides. Gene Ontology annotation, biological process: biotin metabolic process. NCBI's taxonomy places the organism in Eukaryota, Metazoa, Chordata, Lepidosauria, Squamata, Anolidae. The transcript is spliced from 3 exons. The record is from RefSeq and is a predicted model, not a curated record. Bases 1117 to 2769 code for a protein of 550 amino acids.
UGAAAUUGAAUACAUUAAUGUUCAGAAAUGUUUUAAAAUGUGAGUAUAUACACCAUUAAAAAUAUUCAUUCUGUAUAAGUAGGAGAUGACACAAUUUUCAUAGUGCCUGAGGAAAUAUCCAGUGUUCCAUCUCAGGGUGCAUCUACACUGUAGAAUUAAUGCAAUUUGACACCACUUUUAACUGCCUUGGUAUAAAAGUUUAACGUUGCAUUAAAUUGUGUUAGAAGACACUGCAAUAAAUACACAGCAUGUGUAUGUGUGUGCCUUCAGGUUGUCUGCAAUCUCUUGCAUUUCUGUUUAUGUAAGCAAAAAACACUAGUUUAUCAUUGCCUUCAUCUGAAAUAGAGCUUACAGCACCUUGUAUUCUUCCAUGCAAAUACUAACAAGAACCAAUCCUGCUUAGCUUCCAAGAUCAACUAGGAUUGGUGUCUUCAGGGUAUCUAGGCCCAGUGUGCAGCCUGCAUACCAUGUAAAAAAAUUGCUGCAGUCAGCUAAUUGUCAAAUGUCUAUUGAAAAAAAGGUCUGCCAAAAAAUGAACAGAGAACUCAGCCUAACUUUCUGUAGAGAAGGAAUUUCAGCAUGUGGGAACAGCCAUGGAGAGAUCUUCCAGGUGUCCUUAUCAGACAGGCCUGUGACAAUAGUGGGACUGUGAAAAAAAACUUUUUCCUUAAGAUCUUGAGACUUAGGCAAGCUCAUGGAGACAGAUUAAUUUUUCCAGCUGGAUAACUCCAUGCUGGCUACAUGGUAUAUACCAUUAUUAGUACGGACUGAAGCGCCUUGCAUGCAGAGGCUGAGAUGCUGGAGUUGCAGAAAUAGCUCACUGAAUCUUGUGAUCACGUCAUCUAGUUGUUUCUAUGCAGCCUGUUACUGAAAACAGCACAAGAUGGUUCAGCCUAGCUUUCAUCGCAUAAGCUAAUUAUAUGUGCAUCUUAAUAAGCUUUUGCACACAAGCAUUUCUUCUUGCUGAAAAAAAUCUGAACUCCACAAAGCCUCGUUCAGGUUCCCAAAACAGCAUGCAUCAUGUAAUGACUGUAAUAAUAACUGUGAGUAUAAAACAUGAAUCUUACUUAAUCAUCUCAUUUAAUACAAGAGCAUUCGAAGCUUCACACACAUUUGAUGCCUUAUUGCUCAUGUUCCAUUUGCAUCUGCUUCUAUUUUAGAUUCAUGGCAAAAAUCACUUUUGGCAUCAGCUGCACACUUGUUCUGUUCUGUUACCAAGUUCUCUCGGUAGAAGUUUGCAGAAGGGAACAUUUUGUUGCUGCUGUGUAUGAACAUCAUGUCAUUCUGAAUCCCAACCCAACAGCUGUUACUGAUCGACAGUCUGCCUUGGACCUGAUGAAGAAAAACCUAGACAUUUAUGAAGAGCAAGUGAUUGCUGCCGCUGAACAGGGGGCGCAAAUAAUCAUCUUUCCUGAAGAUGGAAUCCAGGGCUUCAAUUUCACCAGAGCAUCCAUUUAUCCUUACUUGGACCUCAUCCCAUUCCCUGAUUCUGUGACAUGGAAUCCAUGCAAAGAAGCAUAUUUAUUCAAUGACACUGAGGUUCUCCAUCGACUCAGCUGUAUGGCUCUGAAGAAUCAACUGUUUUUAGUGGCAAACGUGGGAACCAAGCAGUUCUGUGAGCCCAGUGAUCCCUCCUGCCCACCAGAUGGAAGAUACCAGUUUAAUACCAAUGUAGUGUUUAGUGACAAUGGCACACUCAUAGCCAGAUACCGAAAACAAAACCUGUACUUUGAAUAUGCCUUCAAUACUCCAGCGGAAGUAGAUUAUAUUGUUUUUGAUACCCCUUUUGCAGGUAAAUUUGGAAUCUUCACUUGCUUUGAUAUCCUGUUUUAUGAACCAGCUGUACCCCUUAUAAAGCAAUACAAUGUAAAACAGGUUGUUUAUCCUACUGCAUGGAUGAACCAGUUACCACUUUUGUCAGCUGUAGAAUUUCAACAAGCUUUUGCAACGGCUUUUAGUAUCCAUCUUCUAGCAGCAAACAUCCAUCAUCCAGACCUGGGCAUGACAGGCAGUGGCAUAUAUACACCGACAAAAUCUUUCAUUUUUUAUGAUAUGGAAAGUGUUAACGGUAAGCUUAUAGUGGCAGAAAUCCCUGUUAUAUUAGAACAUGAAACCCAAAUGGCGAACUCUGUAAUAUCUAACAUACAAAAGAGCUUUUCAAGCUUCCCUAUGGACACACUCGUUUGUCACAAAGAGGAUCAAAAAGACUGCAGUGAGAUAGCAGAAGGAGCAUCCAAAGCAGCACUGCACAUUUUUUAUGGUGAAAUGAUGUAUGAUAAUUUCACUUUAGCACCCAUUCUGGAAGCCGAAGGAAAUAUCCACGUCUGUUCCAAUACACUUUGUUGUUAUUUAAAUUACCAGAGAUUGGAUUCAUCUAAUGAAUUGUAUGUUUUAGGGGUGUUUGAUGACCUACACACAGUACAUGGAACGUACUAUGUACAAGCCUGUGUGUUAGUAAAAUGUGGUGGAUCUAACUACACUACUUGUGGACAGGAAGUGACAAAGGCCACUGGAAUGAUAGAUUUUCAGCUUCAAGGAAAUUUCACAACUGCUUUUAUCUUUCCCCUGUUACUAAAAUCUGAUAUCACACUAGAUUUUGCUGACCAUCUGGGCUGGAAAAAUAACUAUUAUGUCAUGCAGAAAAGGGGAGGAUCUUCUGGCUUGAUAACAGCUGGUUUAUAUGGACGAUGGUAUGAAAAGGACUCAAACAGGACUUUGUACAACAAAAAUGUAAAUGGUUAUUCCAAGAACUUAAAUAAAAGAGACUAAUAUUCUAAAUAA